AUGGAAAAGUAUGUCAAUGGGUACUACUCAGUGAAGAAGUUACAUGCAGCUUAUGUAGGUGUGAUACCUAGCAUAACUGACAAGCAACAAUGGCCUGCAGUUGACAAGGGCUUCAAAAUAUUUCCACUAGUGGCCAAGAAAAAAACAGGACCUAGGAGACAAAGGAAGAAUAGGAUUCUCAGCUGUUUGGAGAGGACAGGGAAAGCAACACGGCAAGUGACAUGUAAGAGUUGUGGUGAGCUUGGCCACAGAACCACUAGCUGGAGGAAGAGGACCAAGAAGACAACCACUAAGUCUAGAAGGAAGAAGCAGAAACCUAGUGAGGAUGAACUAGCAAAGGAGGGAGAGGAAACAUCAGCUCCCACCACUAAGGCAGCAACAACAAAGACUACAAGGAAGAAGAAGAAAGCUGCUAACAAAGAAACAACUAAGGAGGGAGAGGUAGCAACAAAGAAACCUGCAAGGACACCAAGGACCAGAGCAGCAUUAGCAAGGGAGGCAGCAGCUAAGCAAGCACAUGAAGGAGCUACAGGCCAAGCUAUGCAAGGAUCAGUAGUGCAGGUGGAUCAAGCACCAGACAGCAAAAGGAGGCUGGACUUGGAUGAACCAGUGCCACUAGAGGUAGUACCAGUAGAUGAAGCUGCAGCAGUGCAACUAGCCAAAAAAAUGACCCCAAGGAAGAAACAGCUAGCUACUAAGGUGAAGAAGGCAACACCAACAAAGGCUGGCAACUAA
Miscanthus lutarioriparius is the source of this 735-nucleotide messenger RNA. Lineage: Eukaryota; Viridiplantae; Streptophyta; Magnoliopsida; Poales; Poaceae. The record is from the annotation of a GenBank genome assembly.